UUCUACUCAUUAUGAUAGAGAAUAGAGAGGGAGAAAAAAGAAGAGGAAGAUAAGAAUUGCUCCAAUUUCAUUAUCCAAUCAAUUUCUAGAUUUCUAUUCAAAAAAGCCCAUUUGUCUAUUUUCAGAUUCUUCUUCUCUGAUCAAUUAUUCUACCAGCCAACUUUCUCUUCAAAAAUCCCCUUUUAGACUUUUGUUUGAUUUUCCACAAACACAAUCAUUCCAAAAAUUCUACUUCUUAUUCCUUUUGAAUAAAGUGCAGCUACUUUUUCACCUAAUCCAUUCAGCUUUUAAUACAGUGACAAAACCAUUAUUGUCAUGGAUCUGGCUAGUCUGUGUUUUCUGUAAACUCUUGAUCGCUACAGAAAAAUGGCCUCUGAAAAACCCAGUUCCAAAGGCCAAGCAUGGUUUUGCACUACAAGUUUGCCGAGUGAUGUUAUAAUCGAAGUUGAUGGCAUGACUUUUCAUCUCCACAAGUUUCCUUUGAUGACAAAAAGUAGAAAGCUUCACGAGCUGAUAACAGGACAAGAGAUGAACCCAAAAAUCAGAAGCACUGGAAUCCAAAACGCUUCUGUAAAAAAACAGAAAGAUGGCCAGAAAGAUACCCGAGAAGAAGAAGAAGAUGAUGACUAUCACAUCACACUCCCAGUGUUCCCGGGCGGCUCUGAAUCCUUCGAAACCGCCGCAAAAUUCUGUUACGGCCUAAAAAUUGUUCUGUCAGCCUCCAAUGCCGGCGCUCUUCGCUGCGCCGGAGAAUACUUAGAAAUGACAGAAGAGUAUUCUGAGGACAACCUGAUUUCCAAAACUGAGAGAUUUCUUACUCAAUUUGUGUUCAAAAACAUCAAAAAUUCUGUCAUUACCUUAAAAACCUGUGAAAAGCUAAUGCCUUUAGCUGUAAAUCUUAGCAUUGUCGAGAGAUGCAUUGAUGCGAUUUCUUCUAGAGCUGCAUCCUCAGAUACAUCGCUAUUCGGAUGGCCUGUGAAUGGUCGAAUUGAAGAAAAUCUGAAGAGUAGAAGUACCAGUGGAAAGGAUUCUUGGUUCGAUGAGCUCGGGCUAUUGAGUUUACCCUUUUUCAAACGAUUGAUUUUUGUGAUGAAAUCUUCGAAUUUGAACUCGGAAAUCAUUGAUUCCUGUUUGAUUUCCUACGCAAAGAAGUACAUUCCUGGAAUUUCACGUACAAACUGGAAGCCAUCAGCAUCUCCAUCCAAUGCUGUGUCCGAGGAUGAGCAGAGGGAGAUUCUGGAGACAAUAAUUUCCAAUUUUCCAUUACAGAAAAGCCCAACAUCAUCUUCAGCUACGACUCGAUUUUUAUUUAGAUUACUACGAACUGUGAAUAUAUUGAAGGCUUCAGAUUCUUGUCGAACAGCAUUGGAGAAGAAAAUUGGAUGGCAAUUGGAAGAAGCAACUUUGGAUGAUCUUCUCAUUCCAAGUUAUUCAUACUUAAAUGAAACAUUAUAUGAUGUUGAUUGUGUUGAGAGAAUUUUAGGACACUUUCUACAAGGAUUAGAAAAGAGAUCCUUAAACAGAAUUGAAGUGGAAGACGAGGAUAGUAACUUUCGAUCAGCAGCAUUAAUGCUGGUUGCUAAAUUGAUUGAUGGGUACUUGUCAGAAAUUGCUUCUGAUGUCCAUUUGCAGCCGGAAAAAUUCUACCAGCUGGCUGUUUCCCUGCCGGAGCAUGCCAGACUCUUCGACGAUGGUCUUUAUAGGGCCGUUGAUGUUUACCUUAAGGCGCAUCCAUUGACAAUGGAGACAGAAAGGGAAAAAAUAUGUGGAAUUUUGGAUUGCCGGAAGCUGACAUUAGAGGCAUGCACUCAUGCCGCCCAAAACGAGCGGCUGCCGCUUAGAGCAGUGGUUCAGGUACUCUUUUUUGAGCAGCUUCAGCUGCGGCAUGCCAUCGCCGGCACUCAUCUAGCUGCUGAAGCCGGUCCUAUGGGAGGAGGAGAGGACGACGACGAGUUGAUUGCAGUGGACCAUGAGCAGGAGGGGAGCAGCAGGCCGUGGAGAGCGGUGGUGCGGGAGAAUCAGGAGCUGAAGCAGGACAUGGAUAGCAUGAGGACGCGAGUGCACCAACUGGAGAGAGAGUGCUCCGCCAUGAGAAAGGCAAUUGAUAAGAUGGGUCCGCCUGCGACGUUGGAGAGAGACGGGCGGAGGACGUCGCUGAAGAAAAUAUUUGGGUGUAAAUUCAACAGUCAAGUAUGCUAUUCCCAUGAGCCGGCGGCGGCGGAGGGCAGAGAAGGCCGUAGUCACCGCCGUGAUAAAUAAUCCAAACCAAAUUAAUUUGGUUGCUAUUGUUACAUCUAUUUUGGUUGUCGUUAAGACACUUGUGAAAUAAUUAAUGUAGCGUCAUUUAUGGGAAUAUAUUAAUUAUGAAUUUUUAAUUGAAACA
Messenger RNA from Olea europaea var. sylvestris, 2383 nucleotides. RefSeq names its product BTB/POZ domain-containing protein At5g66560-like. Gene Ontology annotation, molecular function: protein binding. The transcript has 4 exons. NCBI's taxonomy places the organism in Eukaryota, Viridiplantae, Streptophyta, Magnoliopsida, Lamiales, Oleaceae. The coding region runs from base 367 to 2259 and encodes 630 amino acids. The record is from RefSeq and is a predicted model, not a curated record.